This is a messenger RNA of Magallana angulata, 1964 nucleotides long. RefSeq names its product fibropellin-1-like. The transcript has 18 exons. Gene Ontology annotation, biological process: heterophilic cell-cell adhesion; establishment or maintenance of epithelial cell apical/basal polarity. NCBI's taxonomy places the organism in Eukaryota, Metazoa, Mollusca, Bivalvia, Ostreida, Ostreidae. The record is from RefSeq and is a predicted model, not a curated record. Gene Ontology annotation, cellular component: protein-containing complex; plasma membrane. Gene Ontology annotation, molecular function: calcium ion binding. Bases 1 to 1902 code for a protein of 633 amino acids.
AUGUUUCCAACGUCUUUGUUAAUUGGUGCCCUUUUCUAUCAAAUUAUUUUAGCUGGUAACUACUUAAAUUUGCCAGGUGAAAUAUCGAAACAAGUUGCCGCUCGGUUUUUGCAUAGGAACAAACAGAGUGAUUCUAGAUGUGAAAAUGACGAAAAGUACUGUAAAAGCAACAGAGAUAGCUGCAUGCGACAUACCGAGAAUUUUAGAGAAGUCUUGUGCGCAAGGAACAAUUCCUGCCCGUCUGGACAGAUCUGUUACCUGUCGAACCCUUGCCCUGCUAACCGUAGUACUGGAUGUACAACAAAUGCUUGCUACAGACUACCUUGUCAAAAUGGCGGUUCUUGUUUCAUGGACUCUAGUACUAAAGGAUACAGAUGUGAUUGUCAACAUGGAUUAGAUCCAGCAACGGAUUGUCAAACUCAACCAAAAGGAUUAAUAAUAAUUAAAUGCCACAAAAAUACAUGUCAAAAUGGAGGAAAGUGUUUGAAAUAUCUAUCCCUAGAUACUACAUGGUGUUUAUGUCGAAAAGGAUUUGAUGGGGAAAAUUGUGAGAAUAACAUCGAUGAGUGCCAAUCUUCCCCAUGUGUCAAUGGGAUCUGUAAUGACCUUAUCAACAUGUACAGCUGUGGGUGUCAGCCUGGCUUUACAGGUGUCAACUGUGAAACAGACAUCGAUGAGUGUCAAAGUUCUCCAUGUGUCCAUGGAAACUGUACUAACCUUAUCAACAUGUUCACCUGUGAGUGUCAACCUGGCUUUACAGGUGUCAAAUGUGAUACAGACAUCAGUGAAUGUGUUUAUGGGAAUUGUACAGAUGAUGUCAUCAGAUACAAUCCUGGGUGUCAACCUGGCUUUACAGGUGUCAAAUGUGAUACCGAUGUCAAUGCAACGGAAGCGGACAGUACAUCAUUACCACCUCACAGGACAACUAUAAAAAGCUACAACAAUACGUGUCGCUCAUUUCCAUGUGUCCAUGGGAAUUGUACUGACCAUGUCAACAAUUACACCUGUGAGUGUCACCCUGGCUUUACAGGUGUCAAUUGUGAUACAGAAAUCACCAAUUGUCAGAAUUCCCCAUGCGUCAAUGGGAACUGUACUGACCAUGUCAACAAUUACACCUGUGAGUGUCAACCUGGCUUUACAGGUGUCAACUGUGAUACAGAAAUCAUCAAUUGUCAAAAUGUCCCAUGUGUCCAUGGGAAUUGUACUGACCAUGUCAACAAUUACACCUGUGAGUGUCAACCUGGCUAUACAGGUGUCAACUGUGAUACAGAAAUCAUCAAUUGUCAGAAUUCCCCAUGCGUCAAUGGGAAUUGUACUGACCAUGUCAACAAUUACACCUGUGAGUGUCACCCUGGCUUUACAGGUGUCAACUGUGAUACAAAAAUCAUCAAUUGUCAAAAUUCCCCAUGCAUCAAUGGGAAUUGUACUGACCAUGUCAACAAUUACACCUGUGAGUGUCACCCUGGCUUUACAGGUGUCAACUGUGAUACAAAAAUCAUCAAUUGUCAAAAUUCCCCAUGCAUCAAUGGGAAUUGUACUGACCAUGUCAACAAUUACACCUGUGAGUGUCACCCUGGCUUUACAGGUGUCAACUGUGAUACAGAAAUCAGUGGGUGUAUCAGCUCCCCAUGUGUACACGGCACGUGUCAGAAUAACACAGCAACAUACUCCUGUACCUGUGAUUCUCUGUAUGGCGGAAUAAACUGUGAUGAAGUGAAUGCUAGUGUUGUCGUCCCCUUGGUGACAGUACCCAUCGCUGCUUCUGCUUUAGGAGGUUUAGGUUUUACCUUGUGGAGAAAAAAAAUUGGAAAAAAGAAUUCCACUUCACCUUCACCUGAUGAUCAAGAACUAGGACAAAGUGAAGACUGUGAGAGGAAUCCUGACAAUGUUCAGUCUUGUUAACUGCUCUAUCCACCGUGUAGACAUAUAGAAUUGUUACAUGUAACUUAGUGGACAAUUUCAUC